This is a messenger RNA of Poeciliopsis prolifica (blackstripe livebearer), 593 nucleotides long. Its product is annotated as diphthamide biosynthesis protein 3-like. The record is from RefSeq and is a predicted model, not a curated record. Gene Ontology annotation, molecular function: metal ion binding. Gene Ontology annotation, biological process: protein histidyl modification to diphthamide. Bases 142 to 393 code for a protein of 83 amino acids. NCBI's taxonomy places the organism in Eukaryota, Metazoa, Chordata, Actinopteri, Cyprinodontiformes, Poeciliidae. The transcript has 4 exons.
GCAUAGCUAGCUUUGCUACUACUGUCUCACGCCUUCGUCACAGCGAGAGACAGAGACGUCAUCACUCCGCGCCGCAGCCUGCUGAUCAGCGUGUCGCGGUAAAUGCCCGGUAGAAGCAGCUGAUGGUGUCUCCGGGGAAAUAUGUCGGUGUUUCAUGAUGAGGUGGAGAUCGAGGACUUUGAGUUUGACGAGGAGACGGAGGCCUAUUACUUCCCUUGUCCCUGUGGUGACCGCUUCUGUAUAACCAAGGAGGACCUGGAGAACGGAGAGGAGGUGGCCGCAUGUCCCAGCUGCUCGCUCAUCCUGAGAGUCAUCUAUGACAAGGAACUUUUCUUGUGUGGAGAAACGAUUGAAGCUCCAUCAAAACCUGGACUGCAGCGAGUUCAGACCUGAACCAGAACCAGAACCUGGACCUGGACCAGAACCAGAACCUGGACUGCAGCUCCAAGUGGAACCCUGCUGGUCUGCUGGUGCUCUUCAUGAAUCCUCCGUAGCGUUUCCCGCCGGCGGCCCGCUCCAGCGGAAGUGCUUCAUCUUGUAGGAUCCGUCCUUCUUCUCCUGCAGCAGCUGCUCUUCCUCGUCCUCCUCUUCGU